Molecule: messenger RNA, 8311 nt
Organism: Amphiprion ocellaris (clown anemonefish)
Lineage: Eukaryota; Metazoa; Chordata; Actinopteri; Pomacentridae
Gene: shisa8b
Product: shisa family member 8b
Exons: 5
Coding region: 666-2066 (466 amino acids)
Biological process (GO): regulation of short-term neuronal synaptic plasticity; regulation of AMPA receptor activity
Cellular component (GO): postsynaptic membrane; dendritic spine membrane; AMPA glutamate receptor complex
Source: RefSeq, a predicted model, not a curated record
CACACACACACACACACUCGCUCUCCUCUCUCUCUCUCCGUCUAUCUGGCACUGAGCAGAAGUAAACAGAGGAGGAGAUCUCAUUUGGUUCCUGAACUGUUGCAGCGCUCAGUGCAGCCACCACACACACUCUCACUUAAUUUCUCUCUCACACACACACACACUCACACACCUACACACACACACUCGCUCGCACACAUGCACAAACAUGAACACACACAGCACACAAAGGGAUAUUGGCAGCAAGAGAUCCUGACAGUCCAGGACCGGACUCACACCUGCCAGCUCUGACUGAGCAGCUUUUACUGAAGAAGAAGAAGAAGAAGAAAAAAAAGAAGAGGAAAAAAAAUUCAAAAGGGGGUAAAAAAAAAAAAAAAAAAAAGAAAGAGCGAAGAGGAAAAGAGGAGUGCGGUGGGUUCGUGGUUUGUUGAAUCCACCAGAUCGAGUCCACAGCUGACGAUGGAGAACACAUGAGGAGGAGUGACAACCGUGGGGACACUCGGUGGGGAAAAAUGCUGCUGGGUAAAGUUUGUGGAUAUUUCUAAAGGGAUUUUUACAAAUUUUUUUGUCCUUCAACUUUGGAGAAAAAUUGCAGAAGAUCGACUGCGUGCAGACAGCAAAAAAGGAACAAGGUGGGACGUUGGAUUAAAGGGCUCUCCGGAAGCAUGGCGACCACCAACCCUUCCUCCUGCCUCCUUCUCCUCUUCUUCCUCCUCUCCUUCCUGACUUUCCAGCUAGCCCUCACCCAGGACCCAUCCGUCACCACGGUGGCGGUAACCGAGGGCGACCCAUUUAUCGCCCCCACCACGCUGGCCAACCAGACGACCAGCAGCUAUGUGGAGACCACUCAGAACACUCCUCCAGAGACGGGGCUCUCAACGCCCACCAGCGGUGGAGACGCCGAUGACGAGGACGUCCCUCCGGUUGGCGGGACGCGUUGCCAGGGUUACUACGACGUAAUGGGCCAAUGGGACCCGCCGUUCAACUGCAACGCCGGCGUCUUUCUGUACUGCUGCGGUACCUGCUUCUACCGCUUCUGCUGCCAGUUCCGUCAGCAGCGGCUGGACCAGAACAUCUGCUCCAACUACGAUAGCCCCAUCUGGGCCAACACCGGCAAGCCAGUGGCCACCAUCACCGAGGGCCAGGGGGACCAGGACCGGGACCGAACGCACCUCAUCGUCUACAUCAUCUGUGGCGUGGUGGCCAUCAUGGUGCUGGUGGGCAUCUUCACCAAACUGGGCCUGGAGAAGAGCCGCGGAGGAAGCGGAGGAGGAACAGGGGCGGCUCAGGCUGACCUCAACUCCAGGACUCUUACAGACCUGCUGAAGCAGCAGGGAGGUGAGGUGAGCUCAGUGGAAAGUGCCACGGCCUGUUCGCCCAGCGGAGGAAGAGCCAACGGCGUUUCAACCAGGAUGCUACGCAGCAGGAGUGAACAGUACCAUCUGAAUAACUCAGCUUACGGGCCGUUUGGACAAGGGCUUCCACACCCACACAGCAACCACAGCAUAGUGGGACUGAACAAAUAUACCUCCCUCAAAGCUGUGGCGGACAGUGCGUCUCGUAGCUACUACAAGAGCUUCCCACUCAUGGACUUCUCCCAUUACCAGCCUGUAGCGCCUCCUGCCUUCCAGCCCAUACAUCCCAAAGAGAAGUCGUACAUCCACCAGCCCCUGCCAGCACACCACGACAUCCAUGCCCCCCUCGCCAUCUCCAUCCCUUCCAGUCACCUUGAGCAUUCGCGCCUCCCCAAGACCACCACCCACCCGUUGCUCUCCAGCUCAGCCUUCAAGGCAUGGGAGCCGACUGGCCGCCAUGUCCACCGGCAGACCUCGGCACCGGGACACACGUCUUCUUCUACGCACAGCUCUACCCGGAGACACGCCUACUCAGCCCGGAGGCAGCAGAGCAUAGAGAACAUGCCGGAUCUCUUUAAUCAGCCCUAUGGAGGGAUGUACGGGGGAGUAGGGCAGGGACAGCAUAUGCAGGUACAACAUGCAGCUCAACCCUACUACCACACCAGGCAGAAGAGCUACUCUACGCACAGUACGACUGAGGUGACUGUCUGAGCGCCAAAGCCUCAGAGAGCAGCCUGCCAGUAUCCUAAACACAACAACGAAAAGCUUUGGUGUUAACCAGUUGCCAGAGUUUGGGACAGCUCGCCCACCAUGUGACGGAUUAAACGAGGAGACUCAUUCAGAUGAAAGGGGGUGUUUUCAUAAGUGGAAACAGUGAGAUUCAGGAGCAGAACCACCUCUUCUACAGAUAAUAGACUCAGUUAGUAAAGGUUAAUGUUAGUCUGCAGGAAAAGGUCUCAUACAUAAAGUCUAUAGACUCUACCAAAAGGAUAUCUUACAACCACUCUCAGGCUCCUACAGGUUGCACGGUCUUCACAGAUUCUCAACCUCUAUGGUUUUGCCACUGCGGUGUGGUUUUGCAGGCUUUAUACUAAUUUACACCAACUCUUACAGCAGGGAGCCUCAUUGCAUCUGUGAUCACGUUUUACAUGUUGGCAGGAAUAAACAGUGAGGUUGUGUUAGCCUAGUGAUUCUGGAUAAGAGUAGAUACGGCAGAUGAUCAGUGCAUGGGUUAGGGCAAAGUCACAACCAGUCUCAUGGGCAGGUUGGGUUGUUAAAAACGUUCCUGAGACUGACGAAAACUGGAGCCAGCUGGCCCUACUUUCUAACACUGUCGGUCCAAAGAGACAUUCAGUGCAAGCAUGCAGCUAUUUUGAUGUAAAUGUACUUUGUAGACUUUUCUGUGGUUCACCUACAGGAGUUACACCUCAGGAUCCUUUCACUUAAGUUUUGUGGAACACUAGAAAUCUUCUAUAUUUAUUGGGACCCAUGUCCUUCUACACCUACCCACUGCUCCCAUUAGUUUAAAGGAAUAGAUAAACAUUUUGGGAGAUGUGAUUGUUUUUUUGGGUCCACCAGUAGUGAUUUGGUUGUGAACAUGCACACAAAGGCACAGGUCUUCAGUGGACAACAGUCAGCCGUUUGUCAUAAUGAUCAUUUUUACAUUUCAGUUUUGUAUGGAUUAAAUAAACCUGAUAUAAUUUGUUGAUUGUUGAGCUUUAGAGGAUUUGGUUGAUGGAUUUUGUUCCCUUUGACCUAAGCUAAGCUAGCUGUUUCUCAAGUUUUGUCUUUUGCUUAGUCAUCCUGCUGCUAGCAAUAGCUUUAUACUUUACUAGAGUGCCAUCAAUCUUCUCAUCUAUCUCUUUGAAAUAUUGUCACCGUAACAAGGACAUGCACACUAUCAAGCUAAUUAUUGCAGAAAGUUAACAGAAAUGGAAAAGUAAAUAAAUUGCCAUGAGAAAUAUUGGAAUACUAAUCUAAUCAUGACUGGAUUUUUGGCACAAAUAUGAAAUCAAAAUAAUUUCAUUAAAAGGCUUUGCAGUUGUGGUUUAGAAGCUUCACACUCCAGUGGAUCUGAAAUUUGACAGACAAAAUCAGAGCAUAAGGUCAAAAGUUAUUGUUUUUUAAUUGCUAAAUGACUUGUCUGAGGACAAUGUGUGGCAUCAGGGCAAUAAAAAUCCAAAUUAGGCUACUUUAGGCUUAAACAAUGUAUUGUAGUUUCUGCAUAUGCUCUGAUUCAAAUUGGAGGAACUGUGACAUGGGUCUAAGUCUGUUAGAGUUCACAUGGACAGCUCUGCAGCCCAAAAUCUGUGUACAUGGUUACACUGCAAGGACAGUAGUACACAUGUCCUGCAGCAGUGUGUAUACAUGGAGUAUGUAGAUACGAAUUAUACAGAACAGAGUCCUUCAAGCAGACUGCAGAGUAGUAAAACAACAACUACAUAUCCACAGCUGUUCAUGUGAGUGUCUGCUAGGGAGUAUAAUACAAUUUAGCUUAAGGUGUAGGGUGAUAAUCCAGUUGGAGCUAACUAACUGAUGAUAUCGGAAUUUGAGAUGUUAAUUUUUAAAAGUUUAUUUAGAUACACUGGACAUUUCCCAUUGUAAUCUGUAUAUCACAUGCCAUUUAUUAGUCUUAAACCAGUAACAGUUCAGGUCAUCUCAAGGCCCCAGAAGCCUUUUUGUGCAUUACUUCGUCAAGUUCCCUCCUGUUCUUCUUGUAAAAACACCUCUACUACUUUGCAUCUCUCAGUCUACCUCCAUGCACAGCUGUUCUCUCCUCGUUCUUUUCGCUCCCACCAGUUUUUCACAAUGAAGCGCUUUGCAUUCUUUGCCAUCAGGCCAAGCAUACAGGGACAGCAUCCCUGGGGUCACAUUAACUCCACGGUGAGGACAAUGCCACCAUCACGUCAGCUCCCAUCAGCCUCCAUCCCAGCCAGAGAGAGGCAGAGGGGGGGUAGAAAGAGAGCCAGAGGCUGGGACUCUUUAGAAAAGGAGAGAAAGGGAGGAGAGAGAAGAGAAAAAUAGAAAAAACAAACAUACAUUGCUGUGUGUUUUCCUUCCUUGAGGGAAGAAAAGGCAGGGAGUCAGUGUGGAUCUGGGUCUCACAGUAUUGAACUGUCUGGGUCAUAAUAACUCAGAGUAUGUGGACGCCUGUAUGCAAUUUCUAACCCGCAGGCCCCAUUGCAGGGGAAUUCACUGAGGCAUUUCUAGGCCUGAAGCAUUCAACAUUUCUCAUUUCAUCUCUGAAGCCUGGACAGCAGAGGACACUGUGCAGAGCUGUUUGUUAGGAGCUGCAACAGUUGAUGCCUCCACUGAACUUGUUGCACAACGAACUGAAAUGUUAACAGCGGGUGCACAUGUGUCUAGAAAUGCUUCCAUAAGUCUCUGUAAUAAUGUUUGUGCCGGAAAAGUUGAUGGGAAGUUACGUUUCGUAUUCUGUUAUGUAUGAAGUGCUUUUGUAGCAACUGAAUUAAGUGUCGAGUUCAAAGAUCGGUGUAGGUCAAACUGAGCCAAGAGCACAAGUUUUAAUAGACAAACCACACAUAAGGACUGAACAAACACCAAACCCAGAUAGCCUGCCUCUCUGUAGCUUAAACUUUAAAUUUCCAUGCAGUUGCCCAAAAUGGGUCUGAGAUCUCAAAUGCCCUGCUCUCCUGUGAAACAACAGCUCAAGUGGGAGCUCCGGGUUCAGAUCAUUUUAUAUCUUUAAUAUGCAGCAGUACAUUACCUAAAAACAACAAUGAUCCUCACAUGAGAACAUUGUAAUGUCAGCGUCCUCCUCCAUGAAGGCUGUGUUACCAAGUAAAUCUGGAAAUGUGGUCACUACAUCUCUGUAAAUCUGCAGAAACAAGAAACAGUGGAACAAAAACUUGUCAGCGUCUUGCUAAAUUGGAUAAUUUGUUAUUUACACUUCCAGAAGAUACAGAGCUACAUUGAUAAAGAGCCAUGUUUGGCCACCAAAAGAAUUAAAGUUCAUAAUUCACAUUCUCCUUUUAGCUGUCUUGGUCUCCUAAAGGAAAUAUCUGGUUCUUUAGCUGCUAAAUACUCCACUACGUUCCCCCGAUAGUCUGUUUGAUGCUACACAGUGAGUUUUUGGAGCUUUCUGCUAAAGCCAGCUGCCUGUUAGAACCAACUUAAAGGCAUUAAAAUGUUCCUUGAGCAUUAUGAUUUCAUCAUUGCAAACAACCUGUUUGAUGUUACAGUAGCCCUUUGUUCAGUUUUGAUUAUAAGAAAUACCGAUUAUAGCUGUAGUAGUGUUAAAAGAUGAUCUGAUUCCUUCAUAAAGACAUCACUGCAGCAGCUUUAGUCCUUUUAUGUAAUAGAUUUAAACACCUAAUAAAGAUUAAUGCUUUGAUUUCACACAUGAGCCAGUGAUGUUGUCAAUAUCUAAAAAAAAAUAAGCUAGAUUAGGAAUAGAAACGCUUUAUGUAACCCUGACUGGCACAUAUAUAAACUUGAAACUAUCCUUAAGCUCAUACCUGCUGAACCGCUUUUGCACUUUUACUUUCCUAUUACCAAAAUCUCAAACUUUACAUUGUUUCUAAGUACAGAAGCAAAUGUACAGUUUUAUUCAAACCAGAUAUCAAAUGCAACAAAACUACAAUCAACUUUGGUUCAAACUAAGUGAAGGUGAAUGUGACCUUUCCACAGAGGGAGGCUUAUCACUCAGAGACCUAAAAUAGGACUCAUACAUAAACGCUUCAGGCUUCUACAGUCUUGCUUCUCAUUUGCUUCUCUUGCUAAACUGAAUUGUGGGUAAAUUGUUUUGCUUUUUUUUUUGCUUGUAGUGGAAAGCUGACAAAAAUUCAACAUUUAGUUUCAAGUGGCGAUGCAGGAUCCGGCCAAUCAAAUCGUGUUUAAGCUAUGACAAUCACACCAGCAAAGACAUCCCACAAAUAUCACACCCACGACGAAGCGUUACAGCAACACAAGGGAGUUGAGAGUCCUGCCUGAUGAUAUGUGUCUACAGGGGUGUUUUCAGAUACAAGAAGAAGCUGUCAGGAUAGAAGAUGUUAUAACUUCCAUAUAAACGCUGGCAACAUCCGACUGGACAAACACUGUCACUCCUGGACUGUCUGCCCACAGGUUUCAAACUAACAUGGUGGCUCAUUUGGAAACCUUCUCUAACAUUACAGAAAUACUUCACCAGUAAGUGUUUCUGAAAGGAUUUGUAAGCCAUGAGGUCGCUAAUCUGUCUUCACACUUGAUAGCUCGACAACGAUUAGUUUGAAAGUUUUUCAGGAGUUUCCAGAGACAUCAAGUCACACUGGACACAACUGAUUUGUAUAAAGUAGCCAAGACCUCAACUUUAUGCAGAUAAGGAGCAAUCAAUGUGACGCCUCAUCUCUCAAAAUACAUUGUGGCACUACAAGAAGAAUACAAAACAUGGCAAUAACAGACCCUGUGAACAUGUAGCAUUAAGGCCAAAAUAAAACCGAGUACAGAGAAGUUCUUUGUAGGAGAAUGCACAGCGUCAUCACUCGGGGGCGCCAUUGUUGGACCACUGAAUGCAAGCAUGUCUGUGCUGAUUGCAUCCCCAUAAUCCUUCACUCUGCAUAGGCGGAGCGCUACCUUAAUGGACAUCAACGCACAAACAUAAGUCCACUUUAGCAGUCUCAUACUGAACCGCAAGCCACACAUUAAACAACACAGAGUCAAAUCAAAGCCACAUCUUAGUAGUUUGUUCUGUAUGUUUCUUGCUGCUCCCAGACUCACACCACCAACACACAAAAACAUGUUACAGCCAGUUAUGGUAGAUGAUGUGUUACGUAUUGAUUUAAAGAGCACUGUGACUCGUCUCUCUUUCACUGAACAUGUGCAUCAUGUCUAUAAUUACUUACUUUCUCACCACCAGUGCAGCAAAGGAUCCUGGGUAGGCAAUCAUUUCUUCUUAAUGCUUGAUGUUGUGAAUUAAAAUGUUGAGAUCUGCUGGUUUUGGGACACAAAAACUUUUUUUUUUAAGCAAUGGCUGUUAAGUUCCUCACAGUAAACAAGUGCUUCCAAUGAUUUUCAUGGUAUAAAGUCAUGCAUUUUUUCUCCAAAAGCCCCUUCUGCUCUUUGUAGCUGAAACAAAACUACUUUUCUCCUCUAUUUAUGAUAAAGCUUCAACAUAUUGUGCAUAUUAUUACUCCAUCUUUUUGAACACAUGACAUCUCUUUUUUUGGUUUUGGUCGUGCAAACACAUUCUGAAAAUAAUUCAUUUAUAAAAACUGUGUAAAUAUGUUUAUUUAACUGAAUUCACUAAAUUAUUUAAAUAAGGGCUGUAUGAAGUGAGUAAUUUAGGAGCACUUAUUGUAUUUGCUGUCAGAUUUUAACAAAUUAUAUUAUUUCAUGUUGAUGAAAGAUGCAUAGAGAAGUGAAUAGUAGCUGAGUUGUGCAAUAGAGAAGUUUAAAGUCGGUCUACUGUCCUGUAUGUCACUUUAUCACAGUGUUUUUUCACAUCAGUGGCAAAACACAGAGGCACAAAUGAACUCUAGAGUAGGACAAAGCAGACAGGUUGUCUAAACCACUAAUAAGUUUUCUGCUGUGUAGCUACACGAUGCUGACUGAUAUAUGGGACGCUGUGCAAAGGCAGUCGAGAAGAAUAUGAGCCAGGUUUGCAGCAAUGCAUUUGUGAGCAUGUUUAAAAGUGGAGAGUUUCGGUGCUGUGUGAAGAUAAAGAACCUUUAGACUGCAAUAGAAAUAGUUUGUUUACAUCACUUUGAACUACUGCAGGUUAAUGAAUAUAUAAGAGAAAAGAGCUAUGAUAAAUGUAUAAAUGCAACCAUGAUCUAAAGUGUAUUGGUGUGAAAUACAGUAUGUAGCAAAAAUGUGUAUAUACUGUAUGUACUUGUACUUCUUACUACAACAAAACAACUACUUUAUACCCAAAAUGUUGUAGAGACGUUCUUUACAAAAGAUUGUUUAGUAACUGAUGCCACUUUUGAAGAUGAAAUAUUAAAGAUUGUAAAAUUAAA